AUGAAGGCUUCAGUUAUCCUCCUGUGUGUCUUCGCCGCUUUCGUGGCUGCCACUGAGGCUGAUCCCAAGGCGGCUGACAGCACCACUACCGCAGCUCCACCUCUGCGCACCGUCGCUCCCAAGCAACCUAUAACGUUUAGCGACCUCACACCCCAGGAGCUGAGCUUUUACUUGCAGUACUGGCGGGAGAACACGGUUCCGCCGGGCCCAGGUACAGUAAUGCCCGGAGGUUGGAAGUGGCCAGACUGGCCAGACAAGCGUGACGAAGCCCCUCAGGCUGAGAGCAAAUUCGACCCUGAGCUGGCGAAACUCAUUCAAACCACCAACGCUUUGCCCAAGCCACAAGGAAAGAUCAACCAUUACGUCGGAGAACAGGCGGAAGACAAGGGCGACUCGAACGAGGGCGAGGACGAUGAGGACAACGAGGAUGAGGACGACGGUGGUGAUAACGAGGACACCUCUCCUGCCACCCCCCUCGAGAAGAGGAAGCAGAAGAACCCUUGCAAGCGUGGCUGCAGAGCUGAUAUUCAUUGCUGCCCUGGCGACAGGUGCUUCUAUGGAGUUUGUCUGGGGCCUCAGAAGCCACCUCGUGAUGUCAAGCGUGAGAUCUACGAAUUCUAUGCCUCUGCAGAUACCGAAUCAGAGCGGGACGAAUGA
Molecule: messenger RNA, 657 nt
Organism: Aspergillus pseudonomiae
Lineage: Eukaryota; Fungi; Ascomycota; Eurotiomycetes; Eurotiales; Aspergillaceae
Exons: 2
Coding region: 1-657 (218 amino acids)
Source: RefSeq, a predicted model, not a curated record